This is a messenger RNA of Calliphora vicina (urban bluebottle blowfly), 2339 nucleotides long. It is a transcript of the gene Pp2A-29B, whose product is annotated as Protein phosphatase PP2A regulatory subunit A. The transcript has 10 exons. The record is from RefSeq and is a predicted model, not a curated record. Gene Ontology annotation, molecular function: protein binding; protein phosphatase regulator activity. Gene Ontology annotation, biological process: protein dephosphorylation. Gene Ontology annotation, cellular component: protein phosphatase type 2A complex; cytoplasm. NCBI's taxonomy places the organism in Eukaryota, Metazoa, Arthropoda, Insecta, Diptera, Calliphoridae. The coding region runs from base 163 to 2061 and encodes 632 amino acids.
CGAAAUAAGUAUUAAAGUUAUUGAACCAUUAGCUUUCCGAAAAUAAAUAAAUUUUUUCAAUUAUUUAAAGCAUUACUUUCGUUAAGUCAAUUGAAAAUACAAAAUUUAAGUUAAUAAGAAAAGCUAACCUAUUACAUUUUUGCAAUUUCUUGUGAGUCAAUAAUGGCUACCAGUGACAAAACCGUCGACGAUUCUCUAUACCCAAUUGCUGUUCUUAUAGAUGAGCUAAAAAAUGAAGAUGUUCAGCUUCGGUUGAAUUCCAUUAAGAAGCUUUCUACUAUUGCACUAGCACUUGGAGAAGAACGAACCCGAUCCGAAUUGAUUCCAUUUUUAACUGAAACAAUUUAUGACGAGGAUGAGGUAUUAUUGGCAUUAGCUGAUCAAUUAGGCAAUUUUACAAGCUUAGUUGGUGGUCCUGAAUAUGCCAUGUAUUUAAUACCACCACUUGAAAGUUUGGCUACCGUUGAGGAAACCGUUGUGCGUGACAAAGCGGUUGAAUCUUUGCGUACUGUAGCUGCUGAACACAGCGCUCAGGAUCUUGAGAUUCAUGUUGUACCAACUCUACAACGCUUGGUUUCUGGAGAUUGGUUCACUUCCCGUACUUCUGCAUGUGGAUUGUUUUCGGUUUGCUACCCUAGAGUAUCGCAAGCGGUUAAAGCUGAAUUACGUGCAAACUUUCGUAAAUUAUGUCAAGAUGAAACACCAAUGGUACGCAGAGCAGCUGCUAGUAAACUUGGAGAGUUUGCAAAGGUCGUCGAGAUUGAAUAUCUAAAGUCAGAUCUUAUUCCAAAUUUUGUUCAAUUGGCACAAGAUGAUCAGGAUUCGGUUCGACUUCUUGCAGUGGAAGCAUGCGUUAGCAUUGCGCAGUUAUUGCCUCAAGAAGAUGUGGAACAUUUAGUUUUGCCUACAUUGCGUCAAUGUGCUAGUGACUCUUCAUGGCGUGUUCGGUAUAUGGUUGCUGAAAAAUUUGUUGACUUGCAAAAAGCAGUAGGACCUGAGAUAACACGAGUUGACUUGGUGCCCGCAUUUCAAUAUUUACUUAAAGACGCCGAGGCUGAGGUUCGUGCAGCGGUAGCUACUAAAGUCAAAGACUUUUGUGCCAAUUUAGACAAGGCUAACCAAGUACACAUUAUAAUGACUUCAAUUCUACCAUAUGUCCGCGAUUUAGUAUCAGAUCCCAAUCCACAUGUUAAGUCUGCUUUGGCGUCAGUUAUAAUGGGAUUAAGCCCAAUGCUUGGUGCCUACAACACUGUAGAACAUUUAUUGCCUUUAUUCCUCAUUCAGUUGAAAGAUGAAUGUCCAGAAGUGCGUUUAAAUAUUAUUUCCAAUCUUGAUUGUGUUAAUGAUGUCAUUGGAAUCCAGCAAUUGUCACAAUCUCUAUUACCAGCUAUAGUUGAGCUUGCUGAGGAUUCAAAAUGGCGUGUGCGUUUAGCAAUUAUUGAGUAUAUGCCAGCUCUUGCUGGGCAAUUAGGACAAGAGUUCUUCGAUCAAAAAUUACGUGGACUAUGUAUGGGGUGGCUGAAUGAUCAUGUAUAUGCUAUACGUGAAGCUGCAACUUUGAACAUGAAGAAAUUGGUUGAACAAUUUGGUGCACAAUGGGCAGAACAAGCCAUUAUUCCAAUGAUCUUAGUGAUGUCUCGCAAUAAAAACUAUUUGCACAGAAUGACUUGCCUGUUCUGUUUAAACAUGUUAGCUGAGGUUUGCGGAACAGAUAUUACUACUAAAUUGUUGCUCCCGACUGUAUUACUAUUGGCUUCAGAUCCUGUUGCUAACGUCCGCUUUAACGUUGCAAAAACUCUUCAGAAGAUUUCACCCUAUCUUGAUAGCACAGUUAUAGAUUCACAGGUUAAGAAAACGUUGGAAAAACUAAAUGCUGAUACAGACGUUGAUGUUCAACAUUUUGCUUCUGAAGCUAUAGCUGGGAUUGCUGCAGAAAUGGAUAUGGAUAUAUUUCGAACUAUAGUACCUCCUGUUCUGGGUAUCGUUGAAGAAGCAGCAACUGCAGCAAAGUUGGCUACAGCUCCACCUACUUUUCAAGAUGAAAAUAAUCUAGAAUCGUAAACACAAAAAGUUUGUCACAUUAUUUUUGAUUUAUAUUUUUUCCCCAUCUGUAGUUGAAGCUAAAAUUGUAAAAGAGUAAAUCGUAUUGGCUCGAAGAGAUUACGGUUAACAACCUAUACUUAAUAAUCCAGAACUAAAAAGUUACCAGUCCAGGACAUUAUCUAACCAUAAAUGGAUUCGGUGUGAACAUUGAUAAAAUUAGAUUAAGAAAUUUAAUUCAUUUUAUUAUAACUAAAAAGUAUAUUAAUAAAAUUCAAAUAAAAACAAAUUAAUCUUCA